GUUAGGAAAUAUAGUUAACAUGAUUAAGUUUCUAGAUUACUUGCAUUAUGGGGUGGAGGAGCUACUACCAAGAAAAUAUUUAAUCCAGUACCGUGAUUAAUCAAUUCAAAUGAACUUGAGUAAUUUUUCAAUUCAAGUGAACUUCAUGUAUAUCAAACUUUUUUUCUAAAUUUAUGAUUGUUAAAGUUUAUUUUUAUAUAGAUGUUGUUGUUGGCUUUCUUAUUGUUUCUAUUAUAUAUGAUAUUGCAGCUGAAAAGAUUUUGGGAUUAACAGAUUUUGUACAACACUUUAGGUAAUGAAAGGGCAAUGAAAUAUAGCAAAGAAGGACAUUUUAUGAUUGUAAGAUAUAAGUUAUCAUUUGUGAUGCAGGUUAUAUAAUGUAACAAGUAGUAAGAUACUUUCCAAGUUUGAGGCUUUUAUAGGAUGUGCAUUUGAGUUAGCUCUCUAUAUUGUGAGACUAAUGGGAACAAUUUGAAAUAUGCAUGAUCUCAAGAAAAAGCCAAAGUAUUUGAUGACUUUCACAGUUGGCCUUGACCAGAAAAACAAUAUUGAUGCAGCAGUUAAGAAGCUUUAUGAGGAUUUUAUGAUUAUGCUUUUUCACUAUGAUGACCGGGUUACUGAAUGGGAUGAAUUUGAAUGGUUGAAGAAUGCAAUUCACGUUAGUGUCAGAAAGCAAACAAAAUGGUGGUAUGCAAAAAGGUUUUUGCAUCCUGAUAUCGUAGCAGCUUAUGAAUAUAUUUUUAUAUGGGAUGAAGAUCUGGGAGUAGAGCACUUUAAUAGAAGCAUGUACAUUGAGCUGGUUAAGAAACAUGGUUCGGAGAUCUCUCAACCUGGUCUUGAGCCCAACAAUGGUCUGACAUGGGAGAUGACAAAGAGGAGAGGAGACCAAGAAGUUCACAAGUGA
Molecule: messenger RNA, 904 nt
Organism: Humulus lupulus (European hop)
Lineage: Eukaryota; Viridiplantae; Streptophyta; Magnoliopsida; Rosales; Cannabaceae
Exons: 4
Coding region: 479-904 (141 amino acids)
Source: RefSeq, a predicted model, not a curated record